AUGAUGCGGGGCAGUGCGCUCCUCGCUCUUGUCUUGCUCUCGCCCUCCAUAGCCAGUGCCGCUCGCCCGGUCGGGGCGGUGCUUCGACUAGAGUCGAAGGCAAGUGGCUUUAGCAGGAACCUCCCAGCGCUGUACGCGGCUUGGUCUGCGCCCGUUUCUGUGGAUGGCUUGAGCAUCGUGCGGCCUCAGUCGGACCCCUUCGGCUGCUCGCCGCUUCCCAGUUUGCACGGGAAUUCCAACUACAAAUACGACUACGACGGCGAAUGGAAAGACAACGAUGGUGACGGCGAGAUGGGUCCCGUGUCGGCGCUGCGCACUCUUAGUGCUGCAGGGGCAGCUGACAAGGCAGAUCCUGGGACCUUGAAGGAUUAUGACCGUUGCAGGAUGAGACUUCUUGUCGCCCUCUGGGCGCUCGCUCCGAUCUGGGCCGAUCCAGCAGAGCUCGACGCUUCCUCGGAUGCUGCCGUCUCCUGCCUCCAGCGUCACGCCAGCAAUCGGGAGAGACCAAGACUGGAACAACAGGCCGGCUUCUCUCACCAAACGACGGCGGCGCCGAGUUCCAGUUCUGCAUCUCGAGGCCUUCCGCUCGAGGCAGAGCUGGGUCCGGCUUUCAACGAUCCGUGUGGGCCGGAGCAGCCCUCCACAGGCUUCGCCAGGCUCGAGCGGCCGCGACAUGACACUUCGGACCUUUUCAUUGACCUGACAGACGUGCUUCAGAAUGGCAGUGUCACGGUCCUGGUGACGGCGAUGAGUCUAGAUGGUGCUUACAGCGAUGUGGACGGCUUCGACGUGACCCGGGCAGAGCCUUUAGAAGACACCGAGAACUCGCUGUUGGUCCUGCGGCUAUCGAAAAGCGGCGAAGGCAUCGACUUCUACCGACCGAGCCUGGGCAUCCGCACCUCGGACAACCAGUCCGAAGAGGCAGUUCACCGCGGACUUGGUGACGGUUGGCUCGGAAGCCUUGAACGGCUCCACUGCAGAGGAAAUCCCAGCCGUAUCGUCAUCAGUGGGGUGAAGCUGAUUUGGGCCGGCUUCUUCGCUGCCAGCAUUGCAGCUGAUGCCGCGGACUAUCGUAUUCUGCAGGCUCGCGGCUAUGCCAAGAACUUCGAUGUCUCCGUGGAGUACCUGAUGAGUAGCAUGGCUCCUCUUCGGGUUGGCUACUCGUUGGUCUUGCUGCCGGAGGUUCCAAUGGCUGCACGGCCGAGUGAUGACAGGCUACUCUUCUUCGCCUCUGAGUUCCAAGAUCUCGGCUACCGCCAGGCCGCAGGUGCGGAAGCUCCCAGCCACGAGAUCGACCGGACCACGACUUCCAUCUGGCGCUACAACCUGGAGGCUUUGCCAGACCAGCAGAUCCGCAUUCAUGUAGACUUUUCGGUGCCCGAGCGCUGGCGUGAAGCUUUCCGGCAGGGCAUCGAGGCUUGGAAUCUCGCCUUUGUGCCGCUUGGACACCCGCGAGCUGUGAGGGGCGUCGUCCCAGGCGAUGAGGAUUGGCCCAAGGACUACGACAUGUCCGAUGCCCGCUUCAGCACGAUCUCGUGGGAUUUAACAGAUGAAGUUGUCAGCAUGGGGGUCGCGAAAGUAGAUCCCCGGAGUGGUGAAAUUGUCAAGGGCGACAUCACGAUGUCCAGCGGUUGGGUCAAAGCCUGGCUUGAAGACAUCGAUAGCUUGGCGCCCGGCCUCACGCACCUGGUCUUGCCUCGCGGUCCGAGCUCCGGGUUGAAGCUCUUGCAGACGGGGCGAGGCCAGCACCAGCGUGCGUGGCGGAGACUCGAGAGAGGUCACGCCUCCCGAGCGGCGCUCGCUCGGCAGAAAGGCGGUCAGAGAAGCGCCGCCCUGAACGCCACCUCGAUCGAGGACCUCGUGGCGACCGGCUUGCGGGCUAUCGUGAUGCAUGAGACCGGCCACAUCUUGGGCCUGAGGCACAACUUCAAGGGCAGCCUGGGCAUCUCUUUGGACUGCCUGAAGGCCAAAGCCUGCACUUCCGAGCAUGGCUUGUCGGCCAGCGUCAUGGACUAUGUGCCUCCGAAUCUACAAGGGACAGAUGCAAGCUCGCUGGAAGUCGAUGUCUUCACCCCUGUCGUCGGAGACUACGACAAGCAGGCCAUAGCUUAUGGCUACCGGGCCGUGGACCAGGAGGCCUGGCCCAAGGUGGCCCCGGAGCUGCAGGAGAUCUUGAACGCUGCUGAGCAGUUCGAGGUGUGCUAUGAUGACGACAUGGACGUGGAAGAUCCAACUUGCAUGGCCUACGACAUGAGCGAGGAUCCAAUCGGCUUCUACGAGCAGGAGUUCGCCCGUUAUGUGGAAGUGUCCAAAGGCCUUUUGGAGGCCUCCGUCGCGCCGGGAGAACCCUUGGCCUUGUACGGCGAGGCGGUGACGAACCUCCUUGGGCGGGUCGAGGCGCUGGCGGCGAAGGUGGUGAGCUGGGUCGGUGGCAUCAAGGACGGCUACAAACAUCGUGGCCCGCAAGGCGAGCUGGCGCAAUCAAGGGCACCCAUCUCCCGCGCGUUGCAGCAGAGGGCGCUCGCGCUUAUUUUCAGGCUGCUGAGGCCCAAAGCAUCGGGUCUUCUGCCGCCGCAAGACAACCUUCCUUACCUCGUCGAAGGCAGUGCUUCACAUGAUCACGUGCGGAGCGUCGAUGUUUCCAGCAUCGUCCACGACGUUGCAGGCAAUCUUCUCGAAUCCUUGCUGGGCAGCAAAAGGCUGCUGCAGAUCUACAGGCAGCAGCACUUGGAGGGAGCUCAACAGAGCGAUGUGCUGAGCCUCGACGAUAUGCUGCGUGAUCUUGUCGGAAAUAUUCUGGAGCCAGGCCUGAAAGCCGCUGGUCAUGGUCAAGAUCUCGACGCGCAGGAGAUGGAUCUGCACUUCCUCCUUGUGCGCAAGCUAAAGAAUGCCUACUUGCGCAACGUCAAGAACCCGAAAGUCGAUGUGCGCAUCACGAAGCGAGCUCAGGACGACUUUGCAAGCAAAGUCGUAGAGGUGGACCCGGAGGAGGAGCCCCCGGAGUUGCCAGAGCACAUCAGCAGCAAGCUGCUGUACUAUCUGCAGUCUGCCCGGCAGCUGACCAAGAACUCCCUGGAGCAGCUGCCUCACAAUACCGAGGCUGCCAGCUUUUGGAAGCCCUGCGGGGACCUUCUCGGCGCCUGCGUCUGCACCGGCCUCGCGCGUUUGGCUGUGCAGGGUGCCUCCUCGGCCAUAGCUUUCACUCCUUCCAUUGCCGUGUCCGACGUGAUCUUCUGCCACAACUCCAGCUUCCCACAGGCUGUGUUGGAAGAUGGUGCGCGAAGAUUGCAGGACAGCGACAGCUGGUGUGAGUGCCUUUCGCUGGAUGCGACUGGCCCUUCUGACGUCCGCACUCACUUAGCGCUGCUGCACCGGGAGUUUGCGGACGUCUUUUGUGAGGGCAGCGGCGGCUGCAGCGAGGCCCGGGUGUCGCUACCCUUGGCCCCGGCGCCCCCUGUUGACAUGCGGUCGCCUUUCAAGGCCACCGACGCAGUCGCCGAGAGCCCCAAGUCAAAGUUGACGAUCAAGUGGUUCAUCAUUGGAAUCUCCAGCGCACUCGGCAUCAUCUUUCUUUCCUUUGUUUCGUACCGGCUCCGCUACCAUGGUGCAAUCCAUGGCUAG
Symbiodinium necroappetens is the source of this 3621-nucleotide messenger RNA. Lineage: Eukaryota; Dinophyceae; Suessiales; Symbiodiniaceae. The record is from the annotation of a GenBank genome assembly.